This is a messenger RNA of Vespula vulgaris, 2154 nucleotides long. Its product is annotated as probable glutamate receptor. The transcript is spliced from 8 exons. Gene Ontology annotation, cellular component: membrane. Gene Ontology annotation, molecular function: glutamate-gated receptor activity. Bases 79 to 1848 code for a protein of 589 amino acids. NCBI's taxonomy places the organism in Eukaryota, Metazoa, Arthropoda, Insecta, Hymenoptera, Vespidae. The record is from RefSeq and is a predicted model, not a curated record.
GUUCCUUUCAUCAUCGAUAUUUGUAAAUUAUAUCGAACGAAAUCUGUAAUUUUCUUAUACGGUCAAUCGAUAAAAGAAAUGGAAAUGACAACGAUGAUAUUCAAAUGGACACGUGCACUCUCUCGCGAAGGUUAUAUGACUUCGAAUUUAUAUUUUUCGGAAUUACACGAAUCAUCCUACUACGUAAAGCGAAUCGUACGACCACAUUACAUCGCACUCAUAUCUAAUUAUGAAGCUAUCAAUGAGUUCUCAUUGGCAACGAAUACCUUCGAUAUGUCUUUUUCUGCCUGGCUAGUAUUAUUUAUUUACAAAGGACAUGGUUUCGAUUACUGUCACAAUCCACCAGGUAACAUAUUUCAUUUAAGAUUCGAUUCGGAAAUGUUGGUCCGUUGUGGUAUGGAAAAUAUUUUACGUGAGUGGUAUUCGAUCAAUUCCAAUCGAACCGAGAUCGAUGACGUUGCUACUUGGAGUUUGGAUAAAAGAAUAACUAAAUUAGUUCCAGAUUCUCUUUACGAGAGAAGAUGUAAUUUACAGGGUUUGAUCAUGAGAGCAGUCGUAGUUAAGGAUUCAUCGUUCAUAAACGUAAAGGAGGAUGGUCAAUUGGACGGAACGUUUGGUAAAAUAUUGACAGAACUUUCCGUUGCUCUUAAUUUUAGUUUUGAUAUUGUCUCGAAAGUAGCUGAGAACGGUAGAUUAAAUACAAAGGAUAAUACUUGGUCCGGUGCAAUUGGUGAAUUAUAUGCUGGACAUGCUGACAUUUCUAUUACGGAUUUUUCUAUGACCAGUGCAAGAUUGAAUGCGAUUGAUUUUACACUUCCUCUUGUUAUAUCGAAAAAGUGUCUUUACAUUAAAGAGCCACAACUUUUCGCGAUAAAAUGGUCGUCUUAUUUAUUGGCUUUCUCUAAUUCCAUUUGGAUCGCUAUUUCCGGCGUAUUAAUCGUUGUUCCCAUAUUACUAAUUUUUCUCAAAACGAAGAAUGAAUCAAGUCGUAACGUGGGACAUGCAUUGUUCGAUAAUUUUCUCGAUAUUUGGGGUAUAUUUUGUCAACAGGGACUCCCAGACUUUCCGCAUAGAUCAUCUUUACGAAUAGCAUACUUCUCUAUAUUUCUUUUGGGUGUUGUCUUAUCAGCCGCUUAUUCGGCUGCUUUGAUAAGCUUUUUAACAUCCGUUAUUCAAACAUUACCUUUUCACUCAUUAGAGAAUUUCAUUGAAGACGGUACUUAUCAAUUUCUUGUCUUUAGUGGAUCAGCUGAUUACGAUACGUUUACAAACGGUAAAGAUCCCUUAGCAAAGAAAUUGAAAAAGUUGAUGCCAGAAGAAAAAAAAUUGCCAAUAACGAUGGUAGAAGGAUUUGAAAUAAUUUGUAAAAAUCCAAAACUAGCUUUAUAUACGUCCGAGGCAAGAAAGGAGAGUAUAAAUCAUAAAAUACCGUGUAAUGUUGUACCCGUAGACGCAGAACGUUUGGAAAGUUUAGCGAUUAUUUUAUCUAAGCAGAAUCCAUUCACCGCUGUCAUCAAUUUUCACUUACAGAAAUUUAUCAACAAUGGAAUGAUGGAUCGAUUAAAAGAUAGGACAUUUAAAAGGAAAUAUAAUUUUAUAUUGAAUCUUCAACCGGUUUGCAUAAAUAGUAUUAUAUCGCUUAUUCUUCUAAUCCAACUUGGCAUCAUUUUGAGUGUUUGCAUUCUAAUCGUAGAAAAGUGUAUUUUUUCUCGUAAAUCAACGAAGAUGUCGAUCGAAGAUCGUAUUCCGUUGAAAAAAUCAUCAAAGUUUUAUGUUCAAAGAAAGAAAAGUAUAAAAAAUAUUGCAAAACAUCAUGCGAAUCGCGAAUUUGCACGCAUAAGGUAUUAACGAACAAUCUGCGUUUUCAUAAUGUUUCGUAUUCAUCGAAUUUUUAUAUUCUUUGUAUUUUAAUUUUCUAAUGGAACGGAAAUACGCCUACGCAUAUGUAAUAAUGCAUAUCUAAGUUUAUGCAUUAUUUAGCAUAGGUUUUAAAUUGAAAUGGAAUUUUUUUCAUUAUGUCAAACGUGUGGACACGCGUGCAAAACAUUUUUGUUAUUUGUUGAAUUAAUAACGGGUAAAAAUAUUUUAAUUCCUUCGAACUAUUUAGAUCUUUCGUCCUUACACGAUUUCCUAUACUAAGAAAAUCAUAUUUUG